ACUCAGUUUACACGUCAUCAGUUUGCGUCGGUUAGACUGUAACGUGCAUAGCGUGUCGCAUGUACACAGGAGCUAAAGGGAUAAAUUAACAAAUAUAAACAAUUGUUUUUGAUAAAAUAUCAAACAAGUUAAACUUUUGAGAUACUAUGGAUGAUGAAGAGGAAACAUACAGGCUAUGGAAGAUCCGUAAAACCAUCAUGCAGCUGUGCCAUGACAGAGGCUACCUGGUGACUCAGGACGAGUUGGACCAGACGCUGGACGAGUUCAAGAGUCAGUUUGGAGACAAACCCAGCGAGGGUCGGCCCCGGCGCACAGACCUCACCGUGCUGGUGGCGCACAACGAUGACCCCACCGACCAGAUGUUCAUUUUCUUUCCUGAGGAGCCAAAGGUUGGAAUCAAGACGAUUAAGAUGUACUGUCAGAGGAUGCAGGAGGAAAACAUUACACGAGCCAUCAUUGUUGUUCAGAUAGGCAUGACACCAUCAGCCAAACAGUCUCUAGUUGACAUGGCCCCCAAAUACAUUUUGGAACAGUUCCUUCAACAGGAGCUGCUCAUUAACAUCACAGAGCACGAGCUUGUUCCAGAGCACAUCGUUAUGCUAAAAGAGGAAGUGGUUGAACUUCUGCUAAGAUAUAAACUAAAGGAAAGUCAGUUGCCGAGGAUCCAGGCUGGAGACCCCGUGGCUCGCUACUUUGGCUUGAAGAGAGGACAGGUAGUAAAGAUCAUCAGACCCAGUGAAACAGCUGGGAGGUACAUCACAUACAGACUGGUGCAGUGACAGACAGUUAUUCUCCUGUAUAAACAUUUGAGGACCAGUGAAGGAAACCUGCGAUGUUACAUCUUUCAUUACGCAUCCGUGGACGAUCCUUCUACUUUUGAAUUGUUUAAAUUGUUUUCUUAUAUUUUCUGACUUUGUAAAAUAAAGUAUUCCAAAAAAGAAAA
Messenger RNA from Trematomus bernacchii (emerald rockcod), 943 nucleotides. RefSeq names its product polymerase (RNA) II (DNA directed) polypeptide E, b (gene polr2eb). NCBI's taxonomy places the organism in Eukaryota, Metazoa, Chordata, Actinopteri, Perciformes, Nototheniidae. The transcript has 8 exons. Gene Ontology annotation, molecular function: DNA-directed RNA polymerase activity; DNA binding. Gene Ontology annotation, cellular component: RNA polymerase II, core complex; RNA polymerase III complex; RNA polymerase I complex. The record is from RefSeq and is a predicted model, not a curated record. Gene Ontology annotation, biological process: DNA-templated transcription. Bases 147 to 779 code for a protein of 210 amino acids.